CCUAAACCUCCCCACUACUAGCCUAACCGGCUAACCCCUCUCUUGCCGCCGGCGAGUACCGGCCGGGUUCUCCUCGGUCCUCUUGCCUCCCGCUGCUACCUGCUCGUUCUGUGUAAGACCCUCCCUUCCAAGGAAGAGACGAAGAGUAAGGUCUAGAGGAUCAGGGUCUCAGGGAGGGGGAUGGGGGAGGAGGUGCAUCUGGGGUUGCCAGGGCCCUGGGCGGAGGACUACCGGGAGAAGGCCGACCACUACACCACCAAGAUCGGUGGAGUCCCUGAUUGGCCAACCGAGGAUUUAGGCAUUAAACCUCACUUGCUUGAAUGCAGUUUAUGUGGAAACAAGCUGUGCCUUGUUGCUCAGGUUUAUGCUCCUGUGGCGAAAUUAAACAUUGAGAACAGGACUAUCUAUGUGCUUGUUUGUCCGAAGCCAAAAUGUGGGUCGAACCCUCAAAGCUGGAAGGUCCUAAGAGUCCAAAAGUGCCAUAGCACUGAACAAACAGAUGGCAAAGUUGAUGAAACAGAUCAAAUAAAAGAAAACUUUUGCUCAAGUGAGCCUUCUUCUUCAAGUUCUCUAAACAAGAGUAAUGAAGCCAGUGAUGAUGAUUUCGAUCUAGAUGCCUUGGCCAAUGCACUCGAGCAAGCGGCAACAUUAGCAUCUAACUCAAAGAAGCAAAACAAAUCAAAGUGUAGUAAUGCCCCCAUAAAAUGCCCUACAGGAAAGGAGAAAGUAGAUGAUCCAGGCGUACCAGUUCUUCCUUGUUUCUACAUCUAUUAUGAUAAGGAAAAAUCCAGAGGCAAAUGCAUUCUAGGUUCAAAUAGCAGUGAAUCAGUUUUGGUAAAAGGACUUGCAGAUGUAGCAAAUGAUGAUGAAGAGAAAUGGGAAGGAGAAAAUUAUGAAUAUGAGAGAGCUAUUGGUGCUGACAGAACGUUCUUAAAAUUCAAGAAACGGUUGGAUGCAUAUCCACAGCAAUGCUUUAGGUAUUCUUGUGGUGGUAAGCCACUGUUGGCUGCAAUAAACCUUCAAGAUCCUGGCACAUGCCAGCUUUGUGGUUCACCACGCCAAUAUGAGCUGCAAUUCAUGUCUCCAUUAUCAUAUUUUCUCCAUGAAGCUGGUGAUGGUUCCUUGGAUUAUGCACCUGAUGGUUGGACCUGGCUGACUCUUAUCAUAUACACCUGUGCAAAGAGCUGCUGCCCAUCCUCCUGUGUUGGAAAGUCUAGGAGCUGCUGCUGGGGAGUAGCAGAGGAGGAGAUAAUGAUUCAGGAGGAUUAAGUCAAUUAGCGCUUACAACGUUGAGGAACCAAACCAACUCGUAGUUUGACUUUUCAAAUGCUCUUUUUUCUUAGUUGAAGUAGAAAAGCAAUCUGUAGUUCACAGGAUGCAAUACACUAUACGUUUUUGUGUUGACAUUCCCUGUUUUACAUUCCUUUAAUCUUGUAUUUCUGUUGUUGUCUGCAUUGUCAACUUCUAUAAGGAGCAUGUUAAGCACUUGGUCAUUUGUGGAUGCGAUCCUUGUAGCAUAGUGUUGCCUUUUCAGUCUCAGGGGGUGAUUGUAAAUAAUUUUAUAUACGUGUUCUUGGCGA
Messenger RNA from Oryza brachyantha (malo sina), 1580 nucleotides. RefSeq names its product probable 20S rRNA accumulation protein 4. The record is from RefSeq and is a predicted model, not a curated record. The coding region runs from base 181 to 1269 and encodes 362 amino acids. NCBI's taxonomy places the organism in Eukaryota, Viridiplantae, Streptophyta, Magnoliopsida, Poales, Poaceae. The transcript has 7 exons. Gene Ontology annotation, cellular component: cytoplasm.